Molecule: messenger RNA, 2131 nt
Organism: Parasteatoda tepidariorum (common house spider)
Lineage: Eukaryota; Metazoa; Arthropoda; Arachnida; Araneae; Theridiidae
Gene: Sac1
Product: phosphatidylinositol-3-phosphatase SAC1
Biological process (GO): phosphatidylinositol dephosphorylation
Cellular component (GO): endoplasmic reticulum
Molecular function (GO): phosphatidylinositol-4-phosphate phosphatase activity
Source: RefSeq, a predicted model, not a curated record
GGAAACGUUAUCAAGUAAUUUUUUUCUUGUCGCCCCAUAAAUUCUCUGAUCUCUAAUUGAAAUGUGCAAGCUUUACGAUUAGUCUAUAAUAAAUUUAAAGUAUCGUAGUGUAUUCUAAAUAGUCGAUUUUGUAUUCAUGAAAGAGAAUAAUAUGAAUCUAGGAACUGUUCAUCACAAUCUUAUCCUCUAUGUGACUCCUGAAAAGUUUUUUAUUGAACCUGUUGGAGAUUUUGAUGAACUUUUGAUUAUUGAUAGAACAUCCAGAGAAAUCAGUCUUCAACGAAAUCAAGGUCAAAUUAAUCCAAGUGCAACAAGUCAAUCAAUCUAUGGCAUUUUAGGGACCAUUCAUCUUAUUGGAGGUCCUUAUUUGAUUGUGAUCACAAAAAAAAGUCUUGUGGGUAGUAUCUAUGGUCAAUCUGUAUGGAGACUUGAAGAUGCUGAAAUCAUUCCCUAUUCUCGAGCUCUUUUGCACCUCACUGAUGAACAAAAAAACUUCAAUAAAGUUUAUCUUUCAAUGGUGCAGUCUGUCUUGAAGACUCCUUAUUUCUAUUUUUCUUAUACAUACGAUAUCAGUCACACGCUGCAACGUUUACACAAUACAAGUCCAGACUUCCUAUCCAUGCCUUUAUUCCAAAGAGCAGAUCAACGAUUCAUUUGGAAUGGACAUAUUAUGAGGGAUUUCCUAGCCCAACAAGAAUUGCAAAAUUAUUGGCUACCUGUUAUACAUGGCUUCAUCACAAUUAAACAGUGCACAAUCAAUCAGAAGUCAUUUUCUUGGAUUCUGGUGUCACGUAGAAGCUGUUUGCGAGCUGGCUGUCGCUUGUUUAUGCGUGGCCUUAAUGAGGAUGGUAACCCUGCAAAUUUUGUAGAAACAGAGCAAAUUAUUGAAUGUGAUGGUUGUAAAAGUUCCUUUGUACAGACUAGAGGCUCUAUUCCUUUGUUUUGGAACCAACUUCCUAAUUUGAAAUACAAACCAAGACCAACCUUAAACAAUUCUAAUCAUUCAGAUGGUUUCCAGAGGCAUUUUGAUAAUCAAAUCUUUAACUAUGGUCCACAAAUAGUAGUAAACUUGAUUGAUCAUAAAGGCAGCGAACAGAAACUUGAGAAUGCUUUAGCUGAUAUCAUCCAGUCUAGUGGAAAUUCUAAUAUUAAGUAUGAAUCGUUUGAUUUCCACCAUGAGUGUCGUAAGAUGAGAUGGGACAGAUUGUCAAUCUUGAUGGAUCGAGUCAGGCAGGACCUCGUUGAUCAAGGGUAUUUCAUGAUGUUGCGUGAUGGUUCCGUUCCUUGCCAACAAGACGGUGUCUUUAGGACCAAUUGCGUUGACUGUUUGGACCGAACAAAUGUUGUUCAGAGUCUGUUAGCUCGUGAAUCACUUCAGUCACAACUUCAGAGACUGGGUGUUUUGAAUAAAGAUGAAAAGGUAGAAAACCAAGCACUAUUUGAAUACACUUAUAAAAAUGCUUGGGCUGACAAUGCUGAUGUAGUUAGUAUAGAAUAUGCAGGCACUGGUGCUUUGAAAACUGAUUUUACCAGAACUGGAAAGCGAAGUAAACAAGGUUUGAUUAGAGAUGGCAUCAAUUCUUUGAUCCGUUACUAUAAGAACAACUUUUCUGAUGGUUUCCGCCAGGAUUCAAUUGAUCUUUUUCUUGGAAAUUACCAAGUUGAUGAAGAUGAAGGCGUUUCUAAACCUUGCCCACUGAAAGAUAAAAAAGACAUUAAAUUUUCUGCACUUCCUCUUGUAUUGCUAGUUGCUUUGGCCAUGAUGUUUUUGUCAUUUCUUAUACCAUCUGUUUACAAUUCUGAAACACUUUUGUUUGUUCUGUUCUGGUUUGGAAUGGUGGCUGCUACAUUCUCCGUAAUCAUGUAUUAUGGUACUGAGUUUGUGGACUAUCCAAAACUUCAGGAUCUAAGACCAGCACGAAUCAAGUCCGAAUGAAACGAUAUAUAUAUUGUGUAAUAAAUGCACACAUAAUGUAUUAUAUUCAAAUUAUAGAAAUUAUAUAUGGUACCCUCUUAGAUUUGAAACAUGAUUUGUAUGAGCUUUCUUUACACACACAUUUUAAUAGAGCACAUAAAAAAGGAAUUUAUUCAAGUUUUUGUGGCAAUAAAAAUUUAAAUAUAUUAUGUUGCA